Molecule: messenger RNA, 7552 nt
Organism: Drosophila bipectinata
Lineage: Eukaryota; Metazoa; Arthropoda; Insecta; Diptera; Drosophilidae
Gene: E(Pc)
Product: Enhancer of Polycomb
Biological process (GO): regulation of transcription by RNA polymerase II
Cellular component (GO): NuA4 histone acetyltransferase complex; piccolo histone acetyltransferase complex
Source: RefSeq, a predicted model, not a curated record
AAAUCUCAUUCGUGAUGGCCGCCCAUUAAGUAAAAACGUGUCCAGCUGCUGAAAAACAAUUUCGCCCGUUUGCGCUAUCGUAGCUGAUUAAAUCUAGCUGGAAUCGUGCGGCAGUGGUAAAUACACCACAAAAUACAUGUUUCGGCCCAUUUACAACGUGAUAUUAGGCCAAAAUCAGUGUGAAAAAUAUUUUUAUCAGUCAACGAUAACGGUAACUACGAAGAAAAAAAAAAUAAGUCAAGAAGUAAACAGCAAUAAUAAUAAUAUUUGAAAGAGGAUACGAAGCAGCGGAAGAAGCAGAAGCAACAAAAUAAAAAAACAAUUUCGAUUUCCAAAAAAAACAAAAACCGACGAUGAACUGAAAUGUGCAAAUUUGAUGAACGUAAUUAUGCCAAUUCACAUAGAUCCUUCGAUUUCAACGUGAAAAAUGUCGUCGACACAACUGCUGCAUUCGUUGUCACUAUUGUUGUUGCUACCAUUGCGUUGUCGUCGUAAUUGCAAUACAUUCAUCACCUUGGCCAUCUGGCUGCUGUCGGCGCUGUCAGCGGAAAUCCACGACAAGGAGCAAGGACGACAGCAGGAGGCCGAAAAGAAGCGGGCGAGAGCAAGGCAGCCGCUAAGGGAGCGGCCCACUGAGGCGGCGGCGCCGGCCGAGGAGGAGAAGGCGAAGGAGGAGCUGCAGCGACUGCGGCAGGGGGCCUGUCAGGAGGAUACGCUCUAUAUAGCCACCAAAGUUGCCACCCACAAACGGCAAUCCGCCGAUCAAAAUCAACAAACAACAAACAGAGGCAUCAGCAGAGGAGGCACUACGUCAGCCAGGGGAACGGGCACAGGGGCUGCGUUAACCAGCUGGCAGAGCAGCCACAGCCACCGCAGCCCCGGUGCCAGCUCAUCGGCGCAGGAGGAGCACAACAUAGUGGAGUUAACAUCUCCCCCCAUAGCGAGUAGAAGAGCCACAACGAAGCCAACAGUUCGGAGUAUCCCUAGUAGGAUCACCAGAAGCAGGGGCCACAGCUACAGCUACAGCUACAGGAGUUGCAGCACAAGUCCGCGGCUUCACAGUUGGUUAGCCGCAGGAUCACUAUCAUCCAUAGCCACCUAAGCAGCCAAUUCCACUUAAAAAAAAUACCAACAACAACAACAAAAACAAACAGCACCAUCCUCACAACAGAAAAUAGAAACGUUCCACCACCACCACCUCCCAGUCAGAAAACAAAAGUCAGCAAGAUGUCGAAGCUGUCGUUCAGAGCCCGCCACCUGGAUCCGUCCAAGCAGAUGCCCAUCUACUUGGCGGAGGAACUGCCCGAUCUGCCCGAGUACUCAGCCAUCAACAGGGCGGUACCGCAGAUGCCCAGUGGCAUGGAGAAGGAGGAGGAGUCGGAGCACCAUCUGCAACGGGCCAUAUGCACGGGUCUGAUUAUCCCCACACCGGAGGUAUUGCAGACGGAUCAGCCCUUCUACGAUGCCUACUAUCCGCCAGAUUAUAAGAUGCCCCGCCAAAUGAUCCACAUGCAACCUCUUGGUCUGGACACUGAGGUACCCGAUUACGACAUGGACAGUGCCGACGAGGAGUGGCUUGGCCAGCAGCAGCGUCUGGAGCUCACUGAAAUGAAGUUUGAGCAGAUGAUGGAUCGGCUAGAGAAGAGCUCCGGUCAGACGGUGGUAACGCUAAACGAGGCCAAAUCGCUGCUUAACCAGGAUGACGAGACCAGUAUAUCCGUCUACGAUUACUGGCUCAACAAGCGCCUCAAGAUGCAACACCCGCUCAUUCUUACGGUGAAGACAGAGAGCCGUCCCGGCGCCAGCUCCAAUAAUCCGUAUCUGGCCUUUCGACGGCGUACUGAGAAAAUGCAAACCCGCAAGAAUCGCAAGAACGACGAGGCCUCCUACGAGAAGAUGCUCAAGCUGCGACGGGACCUACGACGCGCCACAGCUAUACUGGAGAUGGUUCGACGGCGCGAGGAGACGAAGCGAGAUCAUCUUCGGAUGACGGUGAACAUCUUUGAGAAGCGCGUCGAGAUGCGUGACUUCAACGGUGCUGUCUACUCGGAGCUGAAUGCUCAGUACAAGACCACAAGACCCGCGUAUAAUCCAUUGUAUACGAAUCAAUACUCACAAGGGACAGCGGCGGUGGGAACGGCUGGUGCCAUUCUGGCCGCCCUGCCCACGGGUCUGCUGCCGAGCGGUGUUGGAGCGGCGGGUAAUGCCAAUGUCUACGGCUCAGCGUCGCAGUACCUGAACACGUCGAAUCUGACAAUGGAUGCCAUCAACAGUGGCAGUGGCAAUGGAAGCAGUCGCAAGGAGAAGCGACCGUACAAGAAGCGCAAGCACAAACUGCCACGCGACAAGCAGCAGCACCAGCAGCAGCCGCAGACGCAGCAUCAAGCACACCAGCAGCAGCCGCUACAGCAACAGUAUUUGCCAGCGUCGGGAGUCGCCGGAGCGUCACCCGCCCACCACCUGCCCCACCACUUGCACCACCUCAGCAGACAGCAGAGCGCUUCGCCGGCUGCCAACGACUCGAUCGCGGACAGCGAGGAGGAUGAUUACUUUGGCGCCGGCGGUGCCCAGAAUGGCAACAAGCUGGGCUCCGAGAGCGAGGACGAGGCGCCGUUUGCAUUUAGGCGCAAGUCGAGCUGUAUAUACCUGCCGACACGUCACGGAGAUGUCCGCUGGCCGUGGGAAUCACCCGAUGAGGAGAUGCCCAGUGGAGCCUGCCCGGAUACCAAAUACCGUUACACGCUAACCUCCAUUAACAAUCCAAGGCCACGAUGCAUCGGAUUCGCGCGUCGCCGAAUGGGUCGCGGUGGCCGAAUCAUUUUGGAUCGGGCUACAACGAAUUUCGACGACUUCUGGUCGCAGUUGGACUACACCGUGAUGGAGAGUGUGGUGGUCGAUCGGAAGCGGGGCGACAAAAUGAUGCACGAGCACUCGGCCCAGCUGUCGAAGCCCAGUUCACCGCCCACAGUGGUGGAUUUGGUGCCCGCCGGCAAGCCUCUUGAUGGUGAGACCCCUGCUUCGGAACUGGUCAAGGUGGAACCGGCCAACGACGCGGAGAAACCAGCAGCGGAGGCAGACCCUGGCCGGGAGGCAAAGGAACUGGAACUGGAUGAAGGCUUGGACUUGGAGGGCGAAGACGAGGACAUCGGCACGGACGACGAGAAUGUGUCGCGAAUAGGAAUGUAUAGUUCCGCGGUUACGUUGCCACAGAAUUGCCUCGAUCUUCGCCAGAAACGCCGGCGGUUGCGAAGAAUGAAGCAACAGCUAAGGGAAUCGAAUGCAGCCAAGCGGCUAAAGAGAUCCUCAGAAUCGGUGGUCGGUGUGGGAGACGAUCAGCAGUCGGAGCAGGAGAUGAAGCCAGAACUGGUUCCCCUGCCCAGGGCUUACCUCCAGCGACUGGCCAAGGUUCUGGGUGAGAAACUCAAGAAGGAGGAGGAAAAGGAUAAGUCAGUUUGCGAGAAUCUGGCACCGGAGGAGCAGCAGCAGCAGCAGGAGGAGGAGAACAAGGAUGAGGAGGAGCAGUUGCAGCCGCCGCGAGCCAAUCAUCAGCAGCACCACCGUUCCAACAACAACAACAACAACAUUAACACCGUGUUGAACAACAACAAUAGUAAUAUUAGUAGUAGUGUUAUGAAUAAGGAUGUUAGCAUUAGCGAAAAAAUCAAUGUGAUAAAGCAGGAGGCAGAUGAAGCAGGUGUCGGAGAGGGCGACGGUGAAGAGCCCUCCACCUCGGCGGCAGCGGCCGCAGCUCGAGCCGCCGAAGCAGCCGCCGCCGCAGAGGCAGCGACCGCGAUACCAGGACCCUCGCUGGAGGAGCUGGCCAAGAAUAUAAAGCGCGAGCUAAUCGACGCCGACGAUUCCAACGAGCCACUGAGCAGCAUUCGCACCGCCGCUGUCCUGCAGUCCGCCACGCAUACCCCCGUUCCCGAUCCCGAUCCCGAGCUGAUGGACGACGAGGCCGAGGAUGACGUCAAUCUCGCUCAGCUAAGCAGCAUUAUUCGGCACACGGCCGUCAAGAAAGAGCUGGAGGCCCAACAGCACCAGCAGCAGGUCGAGCAGGAAUACAGGCGGCGGAUGGAGGAGGAGGACUCGGCCGCCUGCUUGAAUCAGGUGCCGGAUGUGAUUCGGCUGCGAAAUCUGCGCAAUACCCAGGUGCAUGCGAGACCCAAGGACCUGUACAUUCAGGCUCCCGUCGACGAUGAUCUGGAUGUGGAUUACCUGGGCGGCCUCUCGCCCACCUCCAGCCAGCGCUUGGAUAUAUGCAACGAACUGCUCUCCGAGAUCCGACGGGAUUGGAUUCACUUCCGGCCAAAGACGCCCACGGAUGAGUUGUCCGACAGUCAGGAUUGCGAUGUCGGCAAGACCUGUGACGCCCAUGCAGUGGAUUGGACCCAGAGUACGCCCAUUAAUGUGGAGAUGAACCGCCUGGGAAAACCUGGCUUGGAUGAAACCGACUCCAACUCGUACUUCCUGAGCGCGCUGUUCAAGUACACGGAUCUCGAGCCCGAUUCUCAGUUGCUGCAAACGGUGCAAGCCCAGGACUAUGCCCGCGGCAGCAGCAAGAGUCCCAACUGCUCGGGGUCCGGUUCGGGAUCCGCUUUGGAGUUCAACCUGAGCGGCGGCGACUCCCUCAACGACAUCAACAACCUGCUGGGCGACGAUGAGGACGAGGAUAACAACCACGACAUGCUGGACAACAUCCUGCAGGAAUGCGCUAUGGACGAUCCAAAGGCCCUCAACCAGGCCACCAACUUCUGGAAUGGCAUUUUGGAUGGCGAGGCGGCCGUGGACGAAGUGGAGAUGGCCGACCAGUUGCUGGACUGCAUCGACGAGAAGAAGCCCAAGGUGGGUGGCCAGGACUCUUCCAAGCGCGCUGGUCGCAAUCGCAAAACGAGAUUAGCGCAUGGCACGAUGGGUAGUUCGGCGUUCACAGUGUGUCCCACCGUGGAUUCCGUCAAGGAGCGGGAGCUCUUCUUCAGCCAGGCUCCGCCAGAGGUGGUUACCCCCAAAGAGGAACCUCCGGCGGAAGCAGGCCAGCCAGAGAUCGUGGCGACAAAGGAGACACCAGCAGUAGCAGCAGCAGCAGCACCAGCACCAACCAUAGUUACGGUCAAGAUGGAGCCGACGGUGGACAAACCCCAGGCGGAGAUUGUCCCUGUGGUAGCUGCACCCACGCAACUGCAAUCCCAAUCGAUAGCUCUGCCCACGACGCAGCUGAUCAGCAUACCCGCCCAGAUAACCACCCAGAAACCUCAGCAGCAGCCGCAGGUGACGCAGUUGCUCAACCAGUUCGCCACCGCCACGCCCCAGAUCAUUGCACGGACGGAGUACGGCGGCGGAGCAGCUGUGGGCGACAUUGUGACCAUCACGCCCCAUACCGGAAGCAGCCCGUUGCCGACCCAACUGCAGCAUCAGUUGGCGCAGGCCCAGCUCCGCAAUGUAACCGUCCAGCAGCGGCAGGCGACCCCUCAGACCUCCAAUCAGAACCAGAAUCCUCAGCAGCAGCAGCAGCUGCUCUUCCAGAUGCAGCGCGAUCCCUCCCGCUCACUGACGCCCCUGCAAGCGACCGGCGCUGGCGCCACCGGCAACCACAUGAUCUACACCACCAGCAGCGGCGAGAUCGUAACUGCGGCCACGGCAGCAGCCGCAGCUGCGGCGGCGGCCCAAAAGGUGACCUAUGCCAUCCAGAAAACGGGAGUCUCCGGCGGAGGAGCCACCACUGCAUCGAUUGGACCCAACACAGUCAUCACGCUGUCCAACGUGAAGGUGCAAAAUGAUGAUGGCUCGUGCGGCGGUGGCACAAACUCCGGCUCCAGUGUCAACAUCAUCAACACUGCCAGUGGCCAGCAGCUGGCCGUGCACAGCAUCGCUGGAAUGCAACAGCAGCAGCAGCUGCAACAGGUGCAGCAGGUGACCACUAGCACGCCACUUAUCGUGACCACGCCCACCCGCAACAAUGUCCAGCAGCAGCAACAGCAGCAGCAGUUGCAGGUGCAACAACAGCCGAUUGUGUGGCGUCAAGUGAGCGGAACCAACACGGCGGUGGCUACCACAGCGGUGCUCUCCACCUCGGUGGACACCUCCCCGGCAGCGGUGGGAAGCAAGAUAGUCUGGACCAGUCGAGCCACCCAGAAGAGGCAGGUCAAUGGGCCGGAGAAUACAGACAUCAACAAACUGUUGCUAAACCGAAAGUUCUCGCAGCGAAAGGUGAUUGCCGGACAGCAGCAGCAGCUGCAGCAGCAGCAACAGAUCCAGCUUAGCAAGCAACAGCUCCAGCAGUUGGUUCAGCAUGAGGACGAACUGGUGGCCACCACAACAGGGGAUCAGUUGGAGGCAGGGGACACCCUCCAGCAGCAGCAGCAGCAGCAACAACAACAGAUGCAGAAACUGAAAAUGGUCAAGAUGAGCCCGUACCCGGUUCUGGUCUCGGAUCUCAAUCUCCAUCAGCAGCAACAGACGGUGUCUGGUCAGUCCCAGCAGCAACUGAAGCCGAACUCGGCGGCGGCCAUUGCAGCCAACCACAACUACAGCCUGCAACCGGCGACCACGGCCAUCAUCACGACGCAGGCGACGCCCCAGCAGUCGAACAAGAUCUUCCUGACCAGCAGCAACAGCAGCGGCGGAGGAUCUACUGGCAACUUCACCAUAGCCACGGCCGGCGAGCUUCAAGCGGCUGCGGCAUCCGCCACCCAGAAGCUGCACUACAAGGAGCUACCCAACUCGAACAUCAAGCUGAACUUCGUGAGCAGCACUGGCACCGGCGAGCCGUCCACCACAGUGGUGCUGAACAAGUCCCAACAGCAGCAGCAGACGCACGCCCAGCACCAGAAGCUCAAGACACUGGCGACCGGCGGCAAUGCCCAGGCCGGUCAGGGUGACAAGCGAGUGCUGUACACCAGCCUGCUGAACGUGAAGCCCUUGCAGAAGAACAACAGCGGCCAGGUGCAGAUGCAACUGGGUCCGGGCGGGCUGCAACAGGUGCUCCGUGGAAGGCUCAACAACUCGGCGAUUAUAACCAGGACCCUGCCGCUCGGCACCACCGUCAACAGCACCGGAGGAGCCGUAGGCACGGCCACAACGACGAUCCGGCAAUUGGUGGCCACCAAUGCCAAUAAUGUGAGCUCCGAGGGCACUCUCUUGAACACCAAGGAAGUGGGCAAGGCGCUCACCGUUGAGCAGGUGAUAGCCAGUGCGAAUAACGGCGGCGUGGUUCUGCCCACCAGCAAUAACAACAACAACAACAAUGGAAGCGGAGCAGGCGCAGCCGGAGGGACUGUGAGCAGCACGAGCGGCGUGAAUGCUACGGUAGCUGCUGGAGGAUCUGGAGCCGGGGCCGGAGCUGGAGCUGGGGUAGCGGGAGUGACGUCCACCAUCAACAGAUGAGACGCGGAGGGGAAGAGCUAACAUCGAGUACACCCGCAACCGGCAAAGCCGUCGUCUAAGACGACGGCAACGGAACCCCAGGCGGUGGCCAUAUCCCUGCCUCUGGCGGAGGCCCAAAUGGACUUGGGCCAGCUGUUGCAGAAGCCGAGCAACUGUUGCUGUGCCCUCU